GCGCACUACGCCGGUGCCCGGUGCGAGGGCGUCACCGGAAGUGUCCCGCGGCGCCCCGGAUGCGACCGGGCAACAGCGGUUGCUAGGGCGACGGGAGCUUUCCGGAGCUGCUGGUACUCCCGAUUGGAGACGUAGAACCGUUACUUGUCGAGGGCCUUAGCGGCCGCCGUGACCCUCUCGGGGAUCCCACGAUGUUCUUCUACCUGAGCAAGAAAAUUUCCAUUCCCAAUAACGUGAAGCUGCAGUGUGUAUCCUGGAACAAGGAACAAGGGUUCAUAGCAUGCGGUGGUGAAGAUGGAUUACUGAAAGUUUUGAAAUUAGAGACGCAGACAGAUGAUGCAAAAUUGAGGGGCCUUGCAGCCCCCAGUAACCUUUCUAUGAAUCAGACUCUUGAAGGUCAUAGUGGUUCUGUUCAAGUUGUAACAUGGAAUGAGCAGUAUCAGAAGUUGACUACCAGUGAUGAAAAUGGGCUUAUCAUUGUGUGGAUGUUAUAUAAAGGCUCUUGGAUUGAGGAGAUGAUCAACAAUAGAAAUAAAUCAGUUGUUCGCAGUAUGAGCUGGAAUGCUGACGGACAGAAGAUCUGCAUUGUAUAUGAAGAUGGGGCUGUGAUAGUUGGUUCAGUGGAUGGCAAUCGUAUUUGGGGAAAAGACCUGAAGGGUAUACAGCUAUCCCAUGUAACAUGGUCUGCGGACAGUAAAGUCUUACUUUUUGGAAUGGCAAAUGGGGAAAUACACAUUUAUGAUAAUCAAGGAAAUUUUAUGAUAAAAAUGAAACUGAGUUGUUUGGUGAAUGUCACUGGAGCUAUCAGCAUUGCUGGAAUUCAUUGGUACCAUGGCACAGAAGGCUACGUGGAGCCUGAUUGCCCUUGCCUUGCUGUUUGCUUUGAUAAUGGAAGAUGCCAAAUAAUGAGACAUGAGAAUGACCAAAAUCCCGUUUUGAUUGACACUGGCAUGUACGUAGUAGGCAUCCAGUGGAACCACAUGGGCAGCGUGUUAGCUGUGGCGGGCUUCCAGAAGGCAGCCAUGCAGGACAAAGAUGUGAACAUUGUGCAGUUUUACACUCCGUUUGGUGAGCAUCUGGGUACUUUGAAAGUUCCUGGAAAGGAAAUAUCUGCACUAUCUUGGGAAGGAGGUGGACUGAAAAUUGCACUAGCUGUUGAUUCCUUUAUAUAUUUUGCAAACAUUCGACCUAAUUAUAAGUGGGGUUAUUGCUCAAAUACUGUAGUUUAUGCAUAUACCAGACCUGAUCGUCCAGAGUAUUGUGUUGUCUUCUGGGAUACGAAAAACAAUGAAAAAUAUGUUAAAUAUGUGAAGGGUCUCAUUUCUAUUACUACCUGUGGAGAUUUCUGCAUUUUGGCUACAAAAGCUGAUGAAAAUCAUCCUCAGUUUGUACUAGUUCUUUGUAAUUCUAUUGGUACACCCUUGGAUCCCAAAUACAUUGAUAUUGUACCAUUGUUUGUUGCAAUGACCAAAACCCAUGUGAUAGCAGCCUCGAAAGAAGCAUUUUAUACCUGGCAAUAUCGUGUGGCAAAGAAGCUCACAGCAUUGGAAAUUAAUCAGAUCACACGGUCUCGAAAAGAAGGGAGAGAAAGAAUUUAUCAUGUUGAUGAUACCCCUUCUGGAUCAAUGGAUGGUGCGCUUGAUUAUAGUAAAACCAUUCAAGGCACAAGGGAUCCAAUUUGUGCCAUAACUGCAUCAGAUAAGAUAUUGAUUGUGGGUCGUGAAUCUGGCACCAUUCAGAGAUACAGUCUACCUAAUGUUGGUUUGAUUCAAAAAUAUUCCCUUAAUUGUCGAGCCUACCAGUUAUCCUUGAAUUGCAACUCUAGCCGUCUUGCUAUCAUAGACAUCUCAGGAGUUCUGACUUUCUUUGACUUGGAUGCUCGAGUAACAGACAGUACGGGACAGCAAGUAGUUGGAGAGUUGUUAAAAUUGGAACGAAGAGAUGUCUGGGAUAUGAAGUGGGCCAAAGAUAAUCCUGAUUUGUUUGCAAUGAUGGAGAAGACAAGAAUGUAUGUUUUCAGAAACUUGGAUCCUGAGGAACCCAUUCAGACCUCUGGAUAUAUUUGUAAUUUUGAGGAUUUAGAAAUUAAAUCUGUUCUUUUGGAUGAGAUAUUAAAGGAUCCAGAACAUCCAAACAAGGAUUACCUAAUUAACUUUGAGAUUCGGUCUCUGCGAGAUAGCCGAGCACUGAUUGAGAAGGUUGGAAUUAAAGAUGCAUCUCAGUUCAUAGAGGACAAUCCACACCCCCGACUUUGGCGCCUACUGGCUGAAGCAGCUCUUCAGAAACUGGAUCUAUACACUGCAGAGCAAGCAUUUGUGCGCUGCAAAGAUUACCAAGGCAUUAAGUUUGUGAAGCGCUUGGGCAAACUACUGAGUGAGUCAAUGAAACAGGCUGAAGUUGUUGGCUACUUCGGCAGGUUUGAAGAGGCUGAAAGAACGUAUCUCGAGAUGGACAGAAGGGAUCUUGCUAUUGGCCUCCGGCUGAAAUUGGGGGAUUGGUUUAGAGUACUCCAGCUCCUGAAAACUGGAUCUGGUGAUGCAGAUGACAGUCUCCUGGAACAAGCCAACAAUGCCAUUGGAGACUACUUUGCUGAUCGACAAAAGUGGUUGAAUGCUGUACAAUAUUAUGUACAAGGACGGAACCAGGAACGCUUAGCUGAAUGUUACUAUAUGUUAGAGGAUUAUGAGGGGUUAGAGAACCUUGCCAUUUCACUUCCAGAAAACCACAAGUUACUUCCAGAAAUAGCACAAAUGUUUGUCAGAGUUGGAAUGUGUGAACAAGCAGUGACUGCAUUUUUGAAAUGUAGUCAACCAAAGGCAGCGGUAGAUACCUGCGUACAUCUCAACCAAUGGAACAAAGCUGUUGAAUUGGCUAAAAAUCAUAGUAUGAAAGAAAUUGGAUCUCUGUUAGCUAGGUAUGCAUCUCAUUUACUGGAAAAGAAUAAAACUCUUGAUGCCAUAGAACUCUAUCGGAAAGCCAAUUACUUUUUUGAUGCUGCUAAACUGAUGUUUAAGAUUGCAGAUGAAGAGGCAAAGAAAGGAAGUAAACCUUUACGUGUCAAGAAGCUCUAUGUACUGUCAGCCUUACUUAUAGAGCAAUACCAUGAACAGAUGAAGAAUGCCCAGCGAGGAAAAGUUAAAGGAAAAAGUUCAGAGGCCACUUCUGCCUUGGCUGGUUUGCUGGAAGAAGAAGUUCUGUCUACAACAGAUCGUUUCACAGAUAAUGCAUGGAGAGGGGCAGAGGCUUACCACUUCUUUAUACUUGCACAGAGGCAGCUCUAUGAGGGAUAUGUGGACACUGCACUGAAGACAGCUCUUCACCUGAAAGACUAUGAAGACAUCAUCCCUCCUGUGGAGAUCUACUCUCUGCUAGCACUCUGCGCAUGCGCCAGCAGAGCCUUUGGGACUUGUUCAAAAGCUUUCAUUAAACUUAAAUCUUUAGAGACCCUCAGUUCAGAACAGAAACAGCAGUAUGAAGACCUUGCUUUAGAAAUCUUCACCAAACAUACUUCAAAAGAUAACAGAAAACCUGAAUUGGACAGCCUUAUGGAAGGUGGAGAAGGGAAACUGCCAACAUGUGUUGCCACAGGAAGCCCAAUCACUGAGUAUCAAUUCUGGAUGUGCAGUGUAUGCAAGCACGGUGUCCUUGCUCAGGAAAUAAGCCACUACAGCUUCUGCCCCUUAUGCCAUAGUCCAGUGGGAUAAAGGAAUGAUAAACUGUAUAUAACUGUAAAAUAUAUGUAGCAUAUAUACAUGGCUGUAUGCUGUAUAUGUAAUAAGGUUUAUUUCUGUUGAGUUUUGUAUGAAAAUCAGCCUCAUUAUUUAUAGUUGAAUUUUUGCACAAAAUAUAUGUUAAUAAAAUAAUUUUUAUGGCAAUACAACUGUGAAAUAAUAAGGCCGAUUUUCAUAUAAACGUAUGAAAAUCAACCAUAUUUUCUCUCACCCUCUCUCUUUUGUUUAUCUUGUAUUUGGUUACAUGAUACCAUGGAAAUAUUCCAAAUAAAUAUUUUUCUCACAGUGUCAA
Messenger RNA from Gorilla gorilla gorilla (western lowland gorilla), 4023 nucleotides. RefSeq names its product WD repeat domain 35 (gene WDR35). The record is from RefSeq and is a predicted model, not a curated record. Gene Ontology annotation, cellular component: intraciliary transport particle A; non-motile cilium. The transcript has 27 exons. Gene Ontology annotation, molecular function: protein binding. Gene Ontology annotation, biological process: intraciliary retrograde transport; protein localization to cilium; non-motile cilium assembly. Lineage: Eukaryota; Metazoa; Chordata; Mammalia; Primates; Hominidae. The coding region runs from base 192 to 3704 and encodes 1170 amino acids.